Molecule: messenger RNA, 9549 nt
Organism: Amoebophrya sp. A25
Lineage: Eukaryota; Dinophyceae; Syndiniales; Amoebophryaceae
Source: the annotation of a GenBank genome assembly
AAAAAAUAAAUUGCUGUAAAACAAGAACGACGACUUAUCUUUUUCACAUUACAACAUGGCGCAUUUUUAAAGAUGCAGUUUCCGCUGCCGAAGCCGCCCCGUGCGCGUAAGAAGAGCAUCGCCCAAGAUGCAGAGGAGCAGGAAAUUCGUGCCGAAGUCGAGCGUCAGGCCGCUCAGGACCGCUAUGCCAAUUUGCUACGGAAGGACAAUGCGCGGCAGCUCGAAAAGCUAGUAUCUCCUACCAAAAAGCGCUUUCAGCGUGGUGCGCACACGGUUCGGCGCGCGAGUAACGCAAUCAAUGCCUUCCGGGAUGCUGCGCGCCUCUUCAGCGGCUCAAUUUCGCCAAGCGGUGUCAGAAAGCAAGGUGGAAAAACAUCUUCUAGUACUGCGGUUAGGGCGUUUGGUGGACGUGGAGCAAGCAGCGCCAGCGAGGACGAAGCGGAACUGAAUACUCUGCGAGGAAAAUUUGGGGGGAGCAGUCCGAGUAGACAGGGUCGUGAUGAAAAUGGAGGCAGUCCGAGCAGAACUACUGGUGGGCGUUUCUUCCGCGAGAUGGUGCGGUUGGGCGUACCAGCUUCGCCGGGUCGGCCUUCGAAGACGCGCGGAUUGGGCGCUUUGUGGCGGGCGCGGCAAGCGGUGAUCGAUCUGGCCGCUGGGGGAGAAGAAGGAGGGACAGGUGAAGGCGGGGCGCCGGCUAAGGGUCAGAAGCACAUUGACCUAGCUGCAAUGGCUUUCGGCCGUAAACGAUCGCUCUCAACCGGUGCUCUCAUGGAGACGCAGCAGCAGCAACCCGCGUCACAAGGCAAGAAGCUGCGCAGUCGAAGCAACAGCGUCGACGACACCAGUAACAUCAUGACAGGGGGCGGUAUGAGUAUGAUGAUGCUGGAAAGAAGACUGGGCGACGAUGAAAGUGAGGACGAUGAUGACUCCUACAAUUAAGGGUUGGAAGUUGGCGACCUCUUUAGAGGCAUCUCUAUGGCUUCUUCAAGUAGGCAAGCCAUGGAUAUGCGAGCUAGAGACGCCAACGCUCAACCCCUAAGACAAUGUGAACGGUGUCCCUACUCGAGAUCGAGUCACAAAUACUCGUGGUCCACCAGCAAGACGCGGCGUGCCUCCGGCUCCCGUUCUUCCGAAACAGGCGCUCGCGUACUACCACGACGACACUGUUGGCGGUGACGAGGAGGAGGUGGACCUCGAUGCACGAGCAGAACUGCGGGAAAGGCUGUGGAAGGAGCAAAAACAAGAGGAGGACGAGCGAGAGUAUCAUUAAGGGCAGGUUUUUGCCGCUCUCGUUGAUUUUUUACUGGUAUAUAUAAUAGAGUAGGUACUAUCGUACAGCUGGCACUGUACACAAGAUAGUGCACCAACGUGAUCAUACGAUAAGUCUAAGAGUCAGCAACUAGUGCUGCUUGUAAUUCUCGGCUCUUAUCUCACGCUUACCAAGUAUUGCGGUUCGUCUUGACUGAUGUCCUAAGGGAAAAUGACAACAUUCUUCAUAAUUAGACUAGAUCGGUGUCCUCGUGGUCUGUCUUGCCUAUGUCGUCGGUUUCGAUGUUCUUGUGAUGCUUCAACUUUUCCUCAUACUGUUAUUACGGUUCGUUUUGACUGAUGUCCUAAGGGAUAGGGAGAAUGGCAACAUCCUUUAUACUUCUGUAAAGGAAAACGACCUAAGAACACGUGCUCUAAUGUCAGCAGGAGCUAGAACGGCAGGAAAGACGCCGAACCAAAUCCCAGAAGAUUCCGAAUCAUACACUGAAAAACAUGCCGCGGAACCUCAAGGACAUGAUUCCAACAUGGGAAGUCGCACAGCCAAGAGGUGGAGACUUGCUGCUCAUGCGCACACUAGGCAAAAUUGGAGUGGCCGACGCGAAGUUACGGAACAAAGGAAAUAGAUUUAGAUGCUACCAUGAAUAUUUAAUUGUACUAUCUAGCUACAUACAAUGAAUAAUAUUUAAUUGUACUAUGUAUCCAUGUGAUGGAUACUCCACCAUGUCCAUAGUCUAAAGUCUCUCAGUUCAAAGAGACCAAAGGUAGAUAGGCAUAGCUCAUCAAGAUCAAUUGUUGUCUUCCCAAAUUAUAACCCAGUGGUCACACACUCGUCAAAGAUACGCACACUCUUCUCGUAAGUACACCUUUCAUCACAGCGGAAGUUGGGCGAUUACAAGAACGCGCUGAUGCGUUAUAAUGCUUGGAAGAGUCCUCAAUGCGCGCCAGAUCCGAUCCCCAAGAUACACCCUCGAGGAAACCAGAAGGCGAUCUCCGAAGUUCACGGUUCUGGUGUCGUCACACUGGAGGCUGCGUGGACCGAGGGUCUGAAGAAGAAACAGGAAGAAAUCAAGGACAUAAAACGUCGUGGUGGCGACAUGUACUCCGAAAGUGGAUGGAGUGUCUCAAGCCCAGUCCAAGACGCGGAAGCACAUCUGAACCCUCUGACUCGUGUGCAAGACCCAGAGCUGUUGAAAUUGGAGAGGCAGCAGAUGAGGGAAGAGCAACAGGAGAGAGAACAACAAGCGGAACGCGAAGAUCGAUUUCUGGCAGAAUUUAGAGGUGGUGCUGGAGGAGCUGCAGGGUCAUUGAACAGUACAACCACGGGUGCAGGCACUUCGGCAGCAGGAGGAGGAGUAGGAGACUCAUCGACCAUGGCAGCACCCCCAUCACAAAAAUUUAGUAUCUUCGAUAAAUUAGGGAAGAAAGUGCAUUUUAGCGAUGGAUGGCUGCCGGAUGAAGAGGACGAUGGGGACCUAGAAAUGCGUGGCAUGAAGAUGAAAGCAAAGAGCUCACAGACGCGCGUCAUGACUAGGUUGGAGCUGUUGGAGAAAGAACAUGCGCUACAGGUACUACAUCUUCAGCAGUGAGUUAUUUUGUUGCACCGUGUACCUGUAUGCAACGUGUCGCUUUGAUACGCCACCUUGUUGAUCACAGUAAAUAAAGAUGAUGUUGCCAAUCUAGAUUAUAGGCUUGUAAAAUUGCUUCAUGUCUUUUCCCUUGUAAUCAGAUCCUUCUUGAAUCUUCGAGUUCGAGUGGCACACUUCCAUAUUAAGCUGACUUCUAAAAAAUGAACACUGUAGUUGUAGUACAUGAAGAAUCACUCAAAGAAACGUCGUCAAAAUUUCUGAAAUUAUUUGACAGAGCGGAAAGGAGCAGUUGGCCCUGCAGAAUGUCUCUUCCCCCUAUGUGGAUGACUCACCAAGCAAGAAGGGACUCAACCCGAGUCGCAAGUCGGCUGGAGGUGGAGAUGCCUACGCAAAGCCCCUUGAUGAUGAGUACCUCGACGCUGACGGUAAUCCUCUACCACUAGAAUGGCGAAAAAACGAGCGCGCACCAAUUACGAUGGCCCGAACCAACAAUCAGAAGGUUGACGUAGUCAAAGAGGAGAAGGACGGAGGGAAUGCCACUGACUGGCGCAAAUUGCCUCCCGUGUUUCGCCGCAACGUCAUCGGCCUCUACUUUUUUGCUGGUGGUGUGGCUCUGUGCAUAGUACCCUACAAUGAAGCUGGAGAAAAGUAUGCGGGAAAGACACCUUUUGUUACGGCUAGAAAUGAUUUUUUCGCACGCGCGGGAUUGCAACUUUGCUUCCUUUUCUAGCGGAAAGAAAACCAGCCAUCAAGUGACGGAGUGCGCUCAACACUUUCCUUCUAUCAUAUUAAGUACAGAUGGAUGACGAGGAUCAACAUUAGAAGGCUCUGCUCUAUGCUACUAUUGUUCUCUUUGUCCUUGCAAUUCCGAUCAUUGAGAUAGGAAAAUCUUUCUCGCCAAAAAGAGGAUCAUGGCAUGCAAGAUAUGAAAAGAGGUAUUUAAGUACUUAAGACUAUUAUCUUCAUAGGAAUACGAAUACUGCAUCUGUUCUAAUACGAGUGUUGUAUAAGAAGUACGACUAUAUCUCUUCUAGUACUAGUACUAGCUCUAAUUUGAAUUGGACAGACGCACGAUGCCGAUUAUGGCGGUUCGGUGACCGCUGUUCUGUAUGCUCUACCGACGACAGCUGUGGCGCUGGCGGCGCAAAAUUUACCAACGGUUGCCUUUUUGACGUCUUGAUCAGGUACAACAACCCAGAGACCGACCAAGAGGAAGAAAAAGUUGCCACUGGAGUCUAUAAUUAUGGUGAACGAGGAAGGUGCUUUGUUCCGAAACUCAACAGCAUGAUGCUAGUAGGCUCAGUUUUCCCAUAGGGGAAAACGAGGCGCCAAGGAUGAAUGUGGCGAAGGAUUUGCGAGCGUAGUUGUAGAAGUACGAACUGCUCUAAUCUAACCCAGAUUAUCGCUGGAGUAACGAGAAGCAAGAAUACAGGCUAAAGCAGGAUCCAUUCAGCUCCUGUCCUGCGGGCCGUGCUACCUCUUCGGGGCUUCGAUUACCCCGUGAUGAAAUGCUGGCACUGAAUGACAAUUGCUGCGGCUACCACCGACAAAGUGACAAGUAUGAAUGGAAGCGAAUUAUAAGCGAUUGAUUCUGAUUUGAAUACUACAUCGGAAGCAGUUGUAUCCGAAACCGUACUACUAGAACUCGAGGAUCUCGACGCGAGAUGUUUGAGAAGUUGUAUCUAUUUACAGCAUGAGCAUUUAGUAAGUACUCUUCUAGAACAAGUAGAACUUCUAGAACAAGAAACACUUCAUUUCUUCUCUUUCAUACUCCUCUCUUCUGCGACGUAUGGGGACAGGGGAGCACGAAAGCCACUUGGCCGUGCCGCGUAGAUCACAAGACAGUUGUAUGGUUCUGGUAUUUUUGGUAUAACCUGAGUUGGAUCCUAAGGGUUCUCUUCUUGUUUUCCCUUAUGAUCAAACUCAGGCUAUACCAAAAAUACCGGAACCAUUCAACAGUAGACACAGCGCAUAGGAUAGAAGGGACACCACCACCCGCAGAGCACUGGAUGUUCGGUCAUGGCAUGCAAGAAUUUUUCACCUACGCUGGACUCUGCUUUGCCUCUGCGUUUUUGCUUUGGCGGGUCUACGUGUGGCCUUACUGGUUCUAUCAGGCCUACAGCAAGCGACAGCGGAAAGUCGAGGCCGAGUUGCGUCGACGCGAGCUGCAAGAGAAAAGGAGGCUGGAGCUUGUAGCCAAGGCAGUGCCCGACAAGAAGGUUUUCGUGACACGAGAAGAAGGUCGAAUGGCGGAAUUCAAUAAACCAGAUUUCUUCUCCUCCGCAGCUCUGUACUACGACGAACCGGACGGGGCAGAAAUACACGAGUUCGAUCCGAACGUACUUACUUAUACUAGCAACUACGAUUGCAAGAACCUUUUUUCUGUUUGUGGUUGUAGUAAUUUUAUCUGAGACAAUCGAGUUGUAGUUGUUCUGGAGUUUGAAGCCGGGUGUUGUGACGAGAUCGAUAAUUUUUCUAGAUUUAUUUUUUUCGGUAAGAAUUGCAGCUGGCAAAGAAGACUUUCUUGAUGUCGCUUCGAUACUAUUCUGCGUAGCUGUCUUCAUCUCCAACAUCCACUCGUUGUAGCCACAUGAUGCCAUGUUAAUUUCGCGCACUCGUCUCGAUUCAGGUCAUUUCCUCUGGUUCUGAUGACGCCGACGCGGAUGUCAACGUCUUCACUGGCAGUUCCGGAGAAGACGGUAUGGAUGCCAAUGAGCAGGGUGCUUCGUCUUUCAGCAUCAUGUCAGAUCGGGCCAAGCCGAAGUUGAAGAUCGCACCAGGAGAAGAUCGUGGAUUGUCUCCGUCCGGCCGUGUGGUCCGUUCUCUGCUCUCUCCGCUGAAGAAAAUGCGACCACGAUCACGGUCUUUGCAGGAUAAGCGGACCACUUUCGCAUACGAUGAGUCUCGAGAUCGGUACCGCGACGCCAGCAAAUUGAACCAGCUGAUCGACCUGCCGCUGCAUGGGGACGCGCCGCCCACAACGGCGGCCUUCGCGGGCACGGCGGCGCCCGAGCGAAUCCAGGAGCAUGGGGGUCCCGUGACCAUCGAGCACGCAGCGGGCACACGCGGCUUCCGUAUUCUUAAGGUUUACUCAUAUUCAUCUUAAGGUGCAUCUUUAACGUGCUUUCAAUUGGAAAAGUGGGUCAAGGAUGCACUGCGAGAUGGAUUUAGGUAAGCUCUAAUAUUCUCAGAUCCCUAGUGGGCACUUCACGAGGCAGCAAGAGCCGGCACAAGCCGCCGCGUGAAACGGUAUCAGGCCAAAUGCACAACCGAGACCGGCUGUGGGAUAACCUGAACUUCGGCGGCGCACCCGAUGGCGACGCGGCGGUAGGCACUCAAGACUUAAGGCUUUCUUCCCAAGUACUUACACAUUCCUUAAGUAUCCUUAACUAAGAUGUGUGUCAGUAUGUAUCUUUGACAAAGUGUUUAUUUCGAGGGAAAAAAUGGUCAACGAUGCGACUCUCGAGUACUAGACGUGAAUUAAGUAUACGGGUUACUUAGAUCUAAUAUGUGCUUCGUACGCAAGCCGAGCCGUGCAGCUAGCCGGCAUCGCACCACCAAGUCUGACUAAAGGAAACGAGCAGGUAGGCGGUAGCAGCAGCUCGACACAGGUUAUGACAGUGCUUUGAUUUUCAUGUUGUGUUUCCUCUCUCCUUGUAGAGAUUCAUUGUCCUUGAUCAUUGAGAAAUUUUUGAACGUGUAAGUGUAUGUUAGUUGUGAGCGUAAUAUUAUUAAUGCAAAAAUGAUUAAGUCAUCAACAACAUUCCAUUCUUAGGGUUUAGCUUUAGCAGCGCAGAUGACUUCUUUUUCUUCCUCUAAGAUAGGAACAAGUUCGAAACAAAAAGGGAGUUUCACGGCUGCAGCGAUGCGCCGAGCGAUGGGAAUGGUUUCUGGCGGUUUCAAUCAGCAUCCAGGCUUAGAGGAAGCUGCUGAAGAGCAGCGGUCGACCAUGAUCAACAUGCAAGACAGUAGGGAACUUGUUGGUGCACGUCCAGGCAGUCGCGGUCGCGCAAGAAAAAAUGCAGCGGCGACUACAAGAGACGCUGUAGGCGGAAUUGGACAUCAUGCGGAUGAACGACCUACGAUGAAUCCAGCGUUUGAUGUCCGCACUGGCAGUAAGACUUCCUCUGCCGGCGGGAGUGGCAUGGGAUACAACGAUCUCGAAUCGACCUAUGCGAGGCUAAAAGUACCUCGCAGGAUUGACAGCAAAGAUACGAAUGCUGGCGGCGGUGCUGAACAAUAUGGAGGAGCUUCUGAGGGGAGCAAUUACAAUUAAGGCUACCUCCGCUAAAGGAAGCAUCUUCGCCCUCAGCGCCAUCCCUGGCUCUCUUUCUACUUGAAAGCGAAGGCAAGGCUGCUGUCACACAGGGGUGGGAACCCGAACGCAGUAGCUCUAGCUCUAAUGCAAAGGUACGAAUCAUGAAAUGGUUCGUAAUCAUUUGGCUCCGGAUGCUAGGGGAAAGCCGAUUCCGAGUUACGCGAAUCCCGGUCCUGGCCCCGACUAUUUUGACAGGCCAGAAAAUGAUGGUGCUGAGGAUUCGGUUUUGCGCGAGAUGUUCCCAUUUGCGGCCGACCGAGCUGCUGGCGGGAUCGGCACGAGUGGAAAACGACCGGCUUCCGCAGGCCACUUCCGCGGUGCAGAGGCGCAACUAGACCCAAGUCGAGGCAUUCCAGCACACCUACAGCCAGAUGUGAUCGAUGCCCUACCGCGGUCGCCGAUAAAGAUGAAAGAAUCGAUUGAGUGGAGCCGUCAGCAAGAGAGCCGUCUGCUUCUCGGAGGACCGGUUGUUAUGGGGAGAGUUGUUGAUCAUGUAGUUCAUGUUCUUGUUAUAAUUCACAUCUUGAUGUUGAUAAGAUAAGAGCGUCAUACAUAGAAGUGCUCGUUGUGGUGAUACAACAUAUCUUGAUCUUCAUAGACUCUUGAAUCCUCUUCUAAGCCUCGAGCAGGCGAGCAAAGCGCGGACAUAGUUUUUCGAGGUGAAGACGGCGACAUCAUCGGAGAUGACGAUGGACAAACGAAUGCAGGUGCUACAGCGUCUUCCGCGUGGGCUGUUAACGGUACUGGCGUUCUCCAUCACCAGAGUGAAGAUUUCUCGGCAUCAUCUUCUUUUGCGGGAGAUGAUUUACUAGGGAGUAUGAACAAUCCUGGUAGUCAACUACAUGGAACUACAUCGAACGCGGAUUACAUGCUUGAGGGCGGUGGAGCAAUGAAGAAGAAGGCAGGUUUUUUGAUUGGUGAAGAUCGCUUGCGAAAGAUGUUGAAGAAAGCCUCGAAGAUAACAGGAGGAGCUGGACGGUCACGGACAGGAGAAAGUCUCGAGCGUACUAGUGGAACUGAUUAUAGGAAUCGAUCUUCAUCUUCUAAGAAUGCUAAGAAUAUGCGGCAACCUGCGCUCAGCGAUGGAGUGAUUGCUUCAAGAACUACGCAGCAAGAGGCCACUCGCCCUCCCCCCUUCUUCAGGGACGACGGGAGCGAUAAAAAAGCAGCCUCAGGAGCGAGUCCACGACGAACACGCAAUUAUAGUCAGAAUACUGGGAAGAACAAGCUCCAGCCAGUGCCGGAGCAAGACGAAAGCGACGCUGGCGUAUCAACAAGGCGUCAACUGGUAAAGGAUGACGAUGUUACAGCAGAGGAUGUUAAGGCUGGCACUAGUAAGCUUGAUUGUUCUUUCAUCUCGUUGUCGUUACCUAUGACGAUCGUUCGACGUCUUCAUCUAUUAAGGCUCAACUUUCAUUGGUCAUAGAGGUUGGUCACUGAAAUCGAAGAGGGUCCCCUUGAGAGAACAGGGGAAAAUGAAGGGAAAGGGGAGAGCCUUGGGGGGGGGGUUUCUUCCGUUCAGAGUCAGUGACCAGUGCAGGCUGAGCUUUAAAUCUAGCCUUGACUUCUCGUUCUCUAGUACUUUAGUCGCAGUAUGUAUUGCUAACUGAGAAAGGUUGCAUACUACACAUGAUUCUAAGUACCAACGCGCACACGAGGAGAGGCGCUUGAGGAUGCUGAGUGAGCGGCUUGUCGUUCCAAAAGCAAAAGCCGGGACGAAGAGGGCAAAGCAGAUCGCGACGUCUGCCGUGUCCACUAAAAAGCUGACCGCACACUACCAGAGAAUAGGCAACAUGCGUGGCGGCGAGGGUGUCGCAAAAACUGGGACAGGAGAACUAGCAGAAUACGACAACUCGCACACGAACCCAAAACCCGUGUGGGAAGUCGAGCACGCGAAAUUGAUGGCUGCCAUAAAUGCCAAGUCGCCUGCUGAAAAAUUAAAAUAGUAGUAGUGAUUUCUUGUAAUUUUGGGCAUCGGCUUCGGCAUACAGAAGUCGCUUGUAACGGACUAGUAAUGGGGAACAACUACUUGUUGGUCUGCCAGUCAGCAGGUAAAAAAUGAAUUCUUGAGUCACGCAAUCGACGAAAAGGUAUCUAUGUUGUAGGGAAGACUGGGAACGUUAUUCUUGUUGUAUCUAGCCAUUCAUCACGAGCCCACAUUCAGAUUCACUUUCAUGCUGUCUGUCGUACGAAUUGUCAAUCGUGAUGAACUCAUUGAACAUUUUGACAACCAUUCGUCGCAGACUGUUUAUAUCCUUAAAUUAACUUCUAGAAGACGAACGCAGAUACAGAUAGCUUCUGUUUUUUUUGACGCAAGGAUACAUAUCGUUGUGAGAAAUGUAUCUCUGAGAACUUCUCAGAAGACCAGAACGCGAC